Candidozyma haemuli is the source of this 408-nucleotide messenger RNA. RefSeq lists its product as uncharacterized. Gene Ontology annotation, molecular function: hydrolase activity. Bases 1 to 408 code for a protein of 135 amino acids. The record is from RefSeq and is a predicted model, not a curated record. The transcript has a single exon. Lineage: Eukaryota; Fungi; Ascomycota; Pichiomycetes; Serinales; Metschnikowiaceae.
AUGGGCCGCUGGAACGGUGUGGGCGGGAAACUUGACCCAGAAGAGUCGCCUCUUGAAUGUAUAGUGAGAGAGACAGAAGAAGAAACUGGGCUUCAGGUGCCUCUGUACAAGGAUAAGGGAGUUUUGAGAUGGGUUAGAGAUGGUGUUGAUCUUGGAGGAGUCCAUUUGUUUGUGGGAGAAGUAUCUUCUCUGUUUGUCGCUGCUUAUAAGACUCCAAAGUGCUUCUGCCAUGAAGGUAUACUAGAUUGGAAGAAGUUAGAUUGGUUGUUGAACAAGGAGAACACUGGAGUUGUUGAUAAUAUCCAGAUUAUUCUAAAAACACUUAUUGAGCUGGACGAGCGCCGUGUGUGGAUUGCAGAGUACACAGAUGGUCAACUCUCACGGUGUGAGUCUCUUGAGACAUUGUGA